AUGUUCCCUUUCGACAAAAACGUUCUCCCCCAGCUCCCUACUCGGAAAGGCUUGCUGGUUAUUGACUUCCAAAACGACUUCCUUGCUGCCGAUGGCGCACUGUCCGUCACCGGACCAAAUGACCUCGUGUCCAACACUCUCGACCUGGUCAAGGCCUUUCGCAAAGUUGGCGACAUCAUCUGGGUAUGCACUGAGUUCGACAAGCCCCGCCCCUCAGCGGACGAACAGAUCCUAGCCACCGAUGUCCUCCCGAAGCCCACCAUCAUGGCUCGUUCUCGCCGACGACCUGCGGCCUCCACGCCCGAGUACGAUGACGCCGCCAUUGCCGACGCCGACCCCGAGGCCUUCCUCAGCCGGCCCGGCCCACCCAUUGUUCACUCCACCACUUCCGGCGCCCAGUUACCUGCCGUCGUCCAGGAAGCUCUGGCUCCCCGGGACAUAACCUUUAUCAAGUCUCACUAUUCGGCCUUCAAGUCGGGCCAGUUGCUUCAGAUGCUACGCGUCAAGUUCAUCACCGAGCUUUUUCUUUGCGGCUCUCUCGCUAACAUCGGCGUCUACGCAACUGCUGUCGACGCCGCCAAGUAUGGCUAUUCCAUCACUCUUGUUGAGAAUUGCUGUGGUUACAGAUCUGACCUUCGCCAAGGCAAUGCUGUGCGUAGUCUGGUCGAUGUAACCGGUUGCGAGGUCGAGGACAGCCAGGAUGUCAUUGACAAGCUGCAACCCAAGAAGAAUCUGCCCUCCCGCACACCCGCCUCUUCGUCCCCUGUUGUGCCAAAGAGACUCAAAGAGACAAGUGGCAGCCUUACACCUGCACGUGAUGCUUCGAGCGCCAAAUCAAUCGAAGAACAGAUGGCUGGGCUCAAAAUUACUAACAGUAGCUCCUCAGCCGCAAUGACGCGUACGCCAGGCCCAACUCCUACGGAUUUUGGACGCACAAUCGUCCAUGACACGCUAGAAGUCGACCCGGCCGCACAGCCGCCACCGCCGACCCGAAGUGACUCACCUUAUAAGGAAGCUUCUCGAAUCCAACCCGAGGGAGCACAGGCAAGGGAAACCACUGCAACAUCACCGCCAGCUCUAAUGAGGGGAAAGAAUGUUACAAAAGAGCCUAGGAUACUUGGAACAGCUGUUGAUAGCACAUCAGAUUUCAACUCAGAUCUAGAGCCAGAUUCGACACCAGUAUCAGCUGAGACGCAAGAAACAACCAUGGACGGAGAAACAGACGUGGAGAAGAACCACCUGCAAGCCACGGAACCUCUUUGUGAGGGCGACACCACCGUCAUUUAUAACGUGUUGCCCAAACCUCUUGCUGAGGGUAUUUUUGAAAAGGUGAGGGAUGAAGUUCGAUGGCAGAGAAUGUCACACCAGGGCGGAGAAGUUCCUCGUCUGGUGGCUGUUCAGGGCGAGGUGGCAUCCGACGGAAGCAUGCCAGUGUACCGCCAUCCAUCCGACGAGUCGCCGCCCCUUCUUCCCUUCUCGACAACAGUGCUCAGGAUCAAGACCGAGGUUGAGAAACAGCUUGGCCACCCACUGAACCAUGUGCUGAUUCAAUUCUACCGCGACGGCACCGACUAUAUUUCCGAGCAUAGCGACAAGACCCUCGAUAUUGUCAAGGGAUCUUACAUAGCCAACGUCAGCCUGGGGGCAGAGCGAACUAUGGUGUUCAGAACUAAGAGGCGGGAUAAGGACCCGUCCAGCCCUGAGUUACGGUCCGGUGAAGACUCUAAACAGCGCAAGAUUUCUCGUGCGAAAUUGCCACAUAAUUCCCUAUGUCGUAUGGGCUUGAAGACAAAUAUGUGCUGGUUGCACGCCAUCAAACAGGACAAGAGGAUGGACCGUGAAAAGACUCCUGCUGAACUGGCCUUCUCUGGCGGACGUAUUUCCCUUACAUUCCGACAAAUUGGCACCUUUUUGGAUCGCGACAGCACAUUGAUCUGGGGCCAGGGCGCUACCGGCAAGACCAGGGAUGACGCUCACUCAGUCAUCAAUGGACAAAGCCCCGAGGCUGUGGGGAUGCUCCAAGCUUUCGGCACAGAGAAUCACUCAACCAAGUUUGACUGGGACAAGCACUACGGCAAGGGAUUUGAUGUUCUUCACAUGAGCACCUCGCCACGAUUUUGCGCCUCGGCUGAUCCUGUUGUCAAUAUGCGCAUCGCCUUGAUGUUGGCCGAGUAUGGCAUAUCUUACUCAAAAGGGACCAUGUCCUCGUCCUUUAAUUGGAAGGAUGGUAAACAACCUGCCGAAGACACCCUGACGGAUGCUGAGAGCCCGCCAGUCAAGUUUGUCGACAAUGAUGCUGCCAAAUCAACGGUCCAGGGAGAACUGGCGAUUAUGUUGUACGUGGAAGGUGUUUAUGGGUCUGGGAAGUCAGGUGUUGGGAUUAAAGCACAGUCCGAACUUGCAAGAGUCCUGACUCGUUUUCAAGAGGGCCUCGCUCUGCUAGAUAGGUGGGGACGGCCUGAACGAGGCAACAGGGAUAAGCGCGAGUGGAAGCCUCCUAGGAGGGAAUUGGCAAUGUGGAAUAGUUACGCCGGUGAGGAUGACUUCAUUGCCGGACCAACCAUUUCGCUGGCCGAUUUUGCUGUCUGGCCGGUGCUGCAUGCCAUGGUUGAGGAGUCUGGCAUCGACUCACUUGCCACCACCAGCAAACUGGGGGAGUACUACGAAAGAGUAAAGGUUAGGGAACCAACCGCCAAAAUGCUGGGCGUGAGCCUGUCCAAUGGUUCGGAAGCUGCUUGA
Molecule: messenger RNA, 2739 nt
Organism: Colletotrichum truncatum
Lineage: Eukaryota; Fungi; Ascomycota; Sordariomycetes; Glomerellales; Glomerellaceae
Product: isochorismatase
Biological process (GO): DNA alkylation repair; DNA repair
Cellular component (GO): nucleus
Molecular function (GO): dioxygenase activity
Source: RefSeq, a predicted model, not a curated record